UUAUCCUAUUGUGGCCGCCAAUCCUGGGCUUCAUUGUCUGUGAGGUUCCGCUGUAGAGACCGUGGUUGACCUGCCGGUGUUCGGAGGCCUUCUGCAUCGCGGCCUGUCAGCGUGGCUCACGACCAACACAAGCACUAAUUUCGAAGUGUGUCGAAGUGCCCUUGUAUUUGGUAAUCUUUUGUUUACGCCGUCGAGCUCACUGGGCCGUGUGAGCUUCAUCCCACUUCACAACGAAGAGUGAGCGAGGCCACAUCACGACUCCUCUAGAGCGCCUUCCCCGGGAGGCCCGUUGCCGCCAAGUCCUCGAUCGUCUCCUUUCUGAUAACGAUCAGGAGCCUAAGUCGAGCUGCUUCGGUACCGGUAAGGUCUGACGUAGCACAGCAAUCGAGCAUGUCUGCAGCAGUUGAGCGCUCACAUACUGCUACAAACACCAUGGGUCCGUCAAGUAAUUCUAGCAGCAGCGGUGCCAGUGCCGUGAGUAGUGGCAAUGCGUCAGUUCAAACCGCUAAGCCAGAGCCCCCCCAAACCACCGCGGCAUCCUUCCCGCCCCCCAAAACCGACAAGCCAAGGCCUCACGUCUGUGGGACAUGUAGUCGAUCGUUCGCCAGGUUGGAGCAUCUGAAGCGCCACGAAAGGUCCCAUACAAAGGAAAAGCCCUUCGAGUGCCCGCAAUGCACGCGAUGCUUUGCGCGACGCGAUCUACUGCUACGACACCAGCAGAAGCUACACCAGCAGGGAGCGACUUCCUCCCGACCCAGGAAUGGACGUCGGGAAAGCACGACCGGCCUGCCACCCAACAGCUCCGGCAGAGUUCGUAAGAACUCGGUGGCAAGCAGCGUAACAGGCGGGACCGGCGUGCCCGGUACCACGAGCAUGAGGCCUCGCGCCAACACCAUUAGCCAUAUCGACCCAAACGCUCUCAACAGCCUCCUCGCGUCGCAAAAUGCCUCUCUGGGGAGGACUGGCGGAGGUCAUCCUGGCCACUCCCACCAUGCCAGUCUGUCAGGCCUCCACGGGCCGGGUGCGUUUGACUAUCGAGGCAUGUCCACGUCUAUGGGAAACCACGGCCAGCCGCACGGAUUGCCAAAGCUGGAUACUCAUCUCAGCCUCGGAAUGGGCGGUGGGCUGCGAACAGCGCCUAUCCAAGGAUUUGGACCCGAUGAUUUCGAGCUUGAAAAGUUCUUUGGAACCUCAGGGCCGACCAUCAAUCCCAACCAACUGCAUCACUUUAACGGCGCGUUAGGAACGCCAGCAUCUCCAUUCAAUCCCUUUGGAAAUCCUUUUGCCGGACCCACCUCCAUUGACGAGGAUGACUUUGGGUGGCAUGCUGGUUUGGACAAUUCCAUGAUGUUCGCGGGAACCAACGAAAACGCAGUCGAUGGGUCCUCUCCUUCUGCCAUAAGCACUGCCAGUCAAAGUGGGUUUAGCGAGGUCAUGUUGGAUGGAUCUGGCCAAGCAACCUCAGCAGCCAUGUGGCACAAUCCGCUAGUCACUCACUCUGGGAUCAAUACUGCCUCAUAUUCUCUUGAUGCCAUGGCACCUGUCUUUCCAGAGCUCAUGAUGAAUACAGUAUCCCCCAAAGACGUCCAAGAACAAUCCGCCCCCACAGACUUCUAUAUUUCAUCACCCCCACCUAUCACUUCCAUGAGCCCAACAGCAGGUAUUCCGGGUAUGCCGAAUCAAUAUUUCCACCCCCCAAUGACUUUCAACUCUGAUACCGGCAGCAUCUCAUCAUCCUCGAUUAAUGGAAGUGCUCGGCAUAGCUCGGUUACCUCUGUUUCCACAGAUACCAUCACAGAUGCUACCAGGCAGGCUCUGAUCAUGAACUUAUCGCAGGCGCUCGGAUAUGGCCACUCCCAAAGGAAAUAUUCUCAGCCCUCAAUCAGUUCGCCACUAUCCAAUUCGAGCACAGGGAAACCUCAAAAUCAAGUCGCAUCACUGCCUAGCACAAUGGAUCUUCAACGCUAUGUGAACGCCUACAUACAAUAUUUCCAUCCUCACCUGCCGUUUCUCCAUAUCCCCACCUUGUCAUUCGACACACCGGCGUACACUUAUCACUUACGGACAGCUGGAAGCUUCAACCAUGAUGGCAUGGUAGGAGGUGGUGGCUGCUUAAUUCUUGCUAUGGCAGCGAUUGGUGCGCUGUAUGAGUUCGAACAUAACAUCGCUAAGGAGCUUUUCGAAGCAGCGAAGAAAAUGAUUCUCUAUUAUCUCGAUGAGCGCCGCCGAGCCGGCCUGUCCGCGGCUGUCAAUGGACCGAAUGCCGCAAAUGACUCCAUUAACAAGCCUCCACUCUGGUUGGUUCAGGCUAUGCUGCUGAAUCUCAUCUUUGGACAUAAUUGCGGCGAUAGGCAAGCCGCAGAGGUCGCGAGCACCCACUGUGCUGCCCUUGUCAGUCUCGCGAAAGCUGCCAGUCUUGAUAGACCAACGUCUGACCUCACAGCUAAAGACGGGUUUACUCAGAAUGCGCCAAGUAAUGUAGAUGGCGAUGUUGAUAUGACAGACGAUUCUGUGUCCCCUGAUGCAUUCCAGCAAAAUUCUCAAUCUGAGACCAUUGAUGAGCACACGCAAUGGAUUCAGUGGAAGAAGACCGAGGAACGCAAACGAACCUACUUCGCUGUGUUCUCCAUGUCAAGUCUCCUUGUCUCUGCCUACGCUCACGCGCCACGAAUCCUAAACUCCGAGAUCCGACUAGAUCUCCCUUGUGAAGAGGACCUGUGGUCUGUGGACAAUGCUCAAGCAUGGGUUGCAAUGGGUGGACCUAUGUUCGCGCAAACAAAAGGCCUCUCGUUCAAUGCUGCCAUGACCUAUCUUUUGGAAGCAAGCAUGCGACAGCAACCCGAGCCGCGCUCUCACAAUACGUUUUCGCAGCCUUUUGGGACCAACCAGAAUGACAAUACCGAAAGCGACAUUCGUCCCAGUACUUUCGGAUGUUACGUCUUAAUCAAUGCACUUCAUGUUUAUAUUUGGGAAACCAGGCAAAGACAUACGGGACGACUCUGGAAAACUCAAGAGACCGAGGCCAUGCACGCGCAAGUUGAACCAGCACUGAAAGCUUGGCAAGCGGCGUGGAGGGCGAACCCGAACCAUAGCAUUGAGCGACCCAGUCCAUUUGGUCCUCUUUCUGCCGACUGUAUACCGUUGCUGGAUCUUGCGUAUGUAAGGCUCUUCGUUAAUCUUGGCCGUUCAAAGGAGCUCUUGUGGCAGCGAGAUUUCGAUGGGAUGGCAACAGAGCUUGCCAAAGGUGUUGAGAUUAUUGCUCAGGCCGACGGCACCCCCGACCGAUCUUCUGACCCUGCUGAUUCUACAAGAUCAUCGGCUUCAGGCAAUUCUCCCGGAGCAGUCACGUCUCCACAAGAUAUCGACGCAAUUGGUGAACCGAGCCCUGGCCAUAUUGGAUCGAACCUGCACCCAAAUCAAUCUUCCAAGCGGGAGAGACACCUCCGCAAAGCUGCCUUUUACGCAGCAGAUUCGCUUUCGAUGGCCGACAAACUAGGUGCAACAUAUGCAGAGUUCACUGCAAGAGAACUCCCAAACUCGUCUGCGAUGUGUACAUUCGAUUGCGCACAGAUUCUUGCCGAAUGGGUUGCCACUGUCCAAGACCGCGUUGGACGCUUCACUGGCGUUCUUGGCAAAGACGAAAUCGACUACACAGCUGUUCCUGCGAUCAUGCUUCUUGAAGAAGAGGAUGUAAAACUGCUCCAGAAGAUUGCAGACAUCCUCCACACUGCCGACUUGAAAUUGGCCUAUGAUAUUACGGGAAUGGGAUCCUCUAGUGCAAUACCAAUGCUUGGCGGUCUCUCAAGUCUUGGUCCUUGCGGAUACGGUACGAAAUUGCUCCUCGUUACAGCAUAUAUGCUUGAAAAGUCUGCUGUCUGGCCAGUUACACAUGUCAUGGCCCGUGCCUUGGAAGCGCACGCCGCGCAUAUAAACCAACGCGCCGAAGCCUCCACAGCAGCCUCGUAAAUAAUGUCCAUCCUUAUGCCGUGUACAAAAUUCCCGCUCAUGUCUCGAGGUAUUAUCGCGACGGUUGAUACCCUGUUCUGACGAUGUUUACGCUCAUGCCCUCCGAUGUUCCGCCCGCGAUGAGAUGUUGACGAUGCACACGACGCAACCUAUUCUUAUCUCGACCGCAAGGCUAUUGCAACUUUCCCUUGUACCUAUUAUUCUCUU
Messenger RNA from Lindgomyces ingoldianus, 4173 nucleotides. RefSeq lists its product as uncharacterized. The transcript has 4 exons. Bases 391 to 3966 code for a protein of 1191 amino acids. Gene Ontology annotation, cellular component: chromatin. Gene Ontology annotation, biological process: regulation of transcription by RNA polymerase II; DNA-templated transcription. The record is from RefSeq and is a predicted model, not a curated record. Gene Ontology annotation, molecular function: DNA-binding transcription factor activity, RNA polymerase II-specific; RNA polymerase II cis-regulatory region sequence-specific DNA binding; zinc ion binding. Lineage: Eukaryota; Fungi; Ascomycota; Dothideomycetes; Pleosporales; Lindgomycetaceae.